Amborella trichopoda is the source of this 647-nucleotide messenger RNA. Its product is annotated as 2S seed storage albumin protein. Lineage: Eukaryota; Viridiplantae; Streptophyta; Magnoliopsida; Amborellales; Amborellaceae. The record is from RefSeq and is a predicted model, not a curated record. Gene Ontology annotation, molecular function: nutrient reservoir activity.
ACCCCUUCAUCACCACCAUCACAACACUCUCAGAAAGAGUGAGCAAUGGCAGCCAUGCGGUUUGGUUGGGCGGCAGCACUGGCCUUGGUGGUGUGCGUUGCAGUGGUGGCGGAGGCGUCCAUUUACAGGACGACUGUGACCACCACCACCGAGGAGGAGGUGUUUAAGGGUGGGAAUUUUGGGGAGGGAGAGAGGGAGCAGUGCAAGCAGGAGAGGAAAAGCCUAGAAUCAUGCAGGCGCUUCAUCCAGACCGGGAGGCCUGAGUUAACUCUCUUUCCUUACCAGAGGGAUGCUCCGCGAAGGUGCUGCGAGAAAUUGGAGAACAUUAGGGAGGAGUGCAGGUGCGAGCAGAUAAGGCAGAUGGCUAGGAGUCUCAUGUCAGAAGCAGGGCAGGGAGAGCAGCAGCAGAUUAUCGAACGUGCCGAGCAACUUCCACAAAUCUGUGGCAUCUCUCAGCAGCGCUGCUCCAUCAGUUCAUUUUCCAUGGCCGCAUAGAGAGCGUUGUUGAGCGGGGCUUGUGAAUAAAUAAGAGGAGGCCCAGACGCUGCUGAUAUGAGCAGAGAGUAAAUAAGAAACACACGAUCGUGUGGCGGUUGUUUAUGACUGAUAAUGAAUGAGGAUGAAACUUUUUCCGCUUCUGCAUGUUU